AUGAAUGGCCAACGAAGAAAAAUUCGAACCUUUCUCUGCCUCGUUGUAGUUUUACUUCUUGUUUUAGCCAAUUUCCACACCUCGCUUCUCGCCCCAUUAUCUCACGCACGGCAGUUGUUAGGAAUAAGAGCGAUUGAAAUUUUAACACGAACUGCAGCAGGGAAUCGUACAUUAGGCUUCCACUCGAUCAAGUUCAUUAACAUUCCCACUCGUUUCGAUCGCCUCGAUGCUGUCAGACUACAGGCCUACCUUUCCGGGCUUGACGUAACAGAGCAACCUGCUGUCCUCCCAAGCGAGAUUAAUUCAGUCGGUAUGCCUCCGUCCAGUAACCCGCAGGAUCUGAAGCCAGGGGAGAAAGGUUGCUGGAGGGCACAUGCAAAUAUAUGGUCUGAAAUAGUUGAGAAAAAGCUUCCACCUACUCUAAUCAUCGAAUCGGAUGCGGCCUGGGAUAUUGACGUUCGACGCAUAAUGGCGCUUCUUAAUGAGCAAUUCACUGGGCUUCUCCAUCAGCUCGGCUCGAAACCCAUAUACACGCAUGGUGUUGAAGAUAAUAUGGUGGAGACGGAUGACAAAAAAGGCCAUCAGAACGUCCAGGUAGAAAGCGUUCUCAGGGAAAAUCCAGACGAUCCAUGGCACUCUGACCACUGGGAUAUCCUCUCCCUGGGCAAUUGUUUCGAUCAGCAAAAGUCCCCAACAUCCUACCUCAAGUAUAAGGACCCGUACGUUCCGGAGGGCAAGGAUUAUUUUGGACAGAAACUCGGGAAAGAGCGCGUCGUCCAUCAGUCCGGCGGAUUCGUCUGCACAACUGCUUACGCUAUCACCCAGCGAGGGGCCGCCAAGCUACUCUUACGGACAGCGUUUGAUUUCAAUGUGCAAGUGGACUUGAUUAUAAAGGACAUGAUCGCCGACGGAGAGCUCGUGGCCUAUACCACGAUCCCAACCGUCAUGGCACAGUGGCACUACGUGGAUGGCUUGGGCAUGGAGGAUCGUGGCGCCAACAGCGACAUCCAAGGGACCAAAGGCGAGCCCAGCACUAACAAUGGAAAUGAAGGGUGGGGAUUACCAAUGGGUGCUGAGGUAGACAUGUCCGGAUGGGAGAAGGCCAAGAAGGCAAAGAGCGUUUGGAUGGUAAAACCAUCCCAUCCAGAUACCGCUUUUAGCAGGAUGGCGCUUGAAGUUGCGUGGGACAUCAUCUUUAGCGAAGAGAAGAACAUUGAGCACAGAUUUCCAUAG
This is a messenger RNA of Paraphaeosphaeria sporulosa, 1233 nucleotides long. RefSeq lists its product as uncharacterized. Lineage: Eukaryota; Fungi; Ascomycota; Dothideomycetes; Pleosporales; Didymosphaeriaceae. The record is from RefSeq and is a predicted model, not a curated record. The coding region runs from base 1 to 1233 and encodes 410 amino acids. The transcript has 2 exons.